Molecule: messenger RNA, 1039 nt
Organism: Helianthus annuus (common sunflower)
Lineage: Eukaryota; Viridiplantae; Streptophyta; Magnoliopsida; Asterales; Asteraceae
Exons: 3
Coding region: 224-952 (242 amino acids)
Source: RefSeq, a predicted model, not a curated record
UUCUGGAUCCAGAAGAGAAGACAUGAUGCCAUUGGUUUAGCAACGGAAGGGAACCGACGUAUGUUUGAGUUAGGAGAUCAUGGAUUCCAGGCAUGGUAAAGUUAGAUUGAAAGUAGAAGGUGAUAGACUAAGCAAUUUGCCAAACGAUCUUAUCCAUAAAAUCCUCUCUUUUACUGACGUGAAACAAGCGAUCCAAACAAGUUCAUUUCCAUAACGAACGAACAUGAUCAUAAAAUCCCAUUCCCUUCUUUCUUCAUUCGUGGAACUAAUCUCACAUCAACCUUCACCAUUUGCCAACUUAAAGAGAUUAAAGAUUUAUCCAAAUUGUGUUUCUCGUUUGGCCGAGGAUCAAACAAAACCAGAAGUAACUAUUAUGUCUACUGAAGUUAAAAAGUAUUUGCUAGAUAGUGCUCCAGGUGCCACCUUAACAAUGGUUUCACAUGAUGAGACUAGAGCUGUGAUGAAUGUUCAAUCUGCACGAAGCCUCAUGAGAGAGUUGCAGGAGCUGCUAGAUGAGUGGAAAGAAAAUAGUGAAACAAACACGGCUCAUAUGAAGCAAGACAAGGCACCAAUAGAGAGCCACAUGUCAACGGUACAUGAGCAAGGGGAAGUUGAAGACCAUAAGGCACAACCAGACACAAAAAUAGAAGGGCGUUCUGGUGGAAGAAUGACACAUAUCACGUGCUAUUGGGAAAAUCUGAACGAGCAGUUCAAGAAAGGGAAUGAAAAAACUGGUCACAUACUUUCAAUGUUGCAGAAGAUUGAAGGCGUAAUGACAAAGCUGCCUACAUCACAUCGGGCUAAGUUGCAAGAAAGGUUUUUUGGUUUGUCUGCAGAGGCCGAGGCUAUCAUGGAUGAUGUUAUGGACUGUAUGAAGAUCCAAUAUGAUAAGAAGCCAAGCCGUUCAAAUGUCUACUUUCAUGAACUUGUAGCAUCACAACCGCUUUCUUGACAAACUGUAAGUUCUUGAUUUCCCAUACAUUCACAUCUGCAUUUGAUAACCCUUCUGUAUCAAUUUGUAUAGCUUCAAGUAUUUGAU